Micropterus dolomieu (smallmouth bass) is the source of this 1562-nucleotide messenger RNA. Its product is annotated as microfibril-associated glycoprotein 4-like. The coding region runs from base 135 to 854 and encodes 239 amino acids. The record is from RefSeq and is a predicted model, not a curated record. NCBI's taxonomy places the organism in Eukaryota, Metazoa, Chordata, Actinopteri, Centrarchiformes, Centrarchidae. Gene Ontology annotation, biological process: elastic fiber assembly. The transcript has 7 exons.
GACAGACUGAAGGAGAAGCAGCAGUUUGUUUCCUCUGAAGGUGAAGCCGCAUCGUCUCUUAAGUUCAACCUGCAGGUGAGUUCAGACAGAGCAUCAGACGGAUCCACAUCAGCAGUUUCAGCAGAAAUCUGACAAUGAAGCUGGUAUCAGUCGUCUUCCUCCUCCUGGCUCCUCUGUUGACCAGCUGCCAGCAUUUCUUCCAACCGGUGGACUGCAGUGACAUCUACAAACAAGACAAGAGCCUCCCCAGUGGAGUGUACACCAUCUAUCCCUCUGGAGAGAGGUCUGCUGUCCAGGUGUACUGUGACAUGAAGACAGAAGGAGGUCGCUGGACGGUGUUCCAGAGGAGGAUGGACGGCACCGUGAACUUCUAUAGGGGCUGGGAUCAGUACAUGCUGGGCUUUGGUAGCGCUGCUGGAGAGCACUGGCUCGGUCUUGAGAACAUCUACCAACUGACUAAGCACAGAAAAUAUGAGCUGCUGGUCGACAUGGAGGACUUUGAGGGGAAAAAAGUGUUUGCUCGCUACUCUUCGUUCUCCAUCGCUUCAGAGUGUCACGGAUAUAAACUGAGUGUAUCUGGAUUCAUCAAUGGAGGGGCGGGAGACUCCUUGACUUAUCACAACGGAAUGAAGUUCUCCACCUUUGACAAAGACCAGGACUCCUCUACUGGCAACUGUGCCAGAUCAUACCUGGGGGCGUUCUGGUACAACAACUGUCACUAUACAAACCCCAACGGGGUUUAUCGCUGGGGGGCUGACAGCACUCUCUCUAUUGUUGGAGUGGAGUGGUACCAUUGGAAGGGUUAUAACUACUCCCUGAAGACCUUCAGCAUGAAGAUCCGUCCUGUGCAGUAGUUCUCCAGGACCAACGUACAGCAGAAUAUCAGCAGCUGAUCUCUCUCCUGAUUUCUUUCUCUUUCUCUCAUUAAACAUGUAAUCUCACAACGGGCCUUAUUUUCUUGUAACUGGGCACGAGCACAAUCCACCAGCAGCAGAACACCAACUCAGAUUAGUCCUUUUUGUUACCAUCUGAUUCUCAAAGCGGUCGCAGCUCAGCGCAACUUGGAAGAGAGGCUGAAUAAAUGAUUAGUAUGAGGAGCACAGAAUCAGCAGGUGGAGCUUCAGUAACGACCAAUCACAUGAGCUCCUCUCAUCCUUUUUAAAAGCAGCAGACAGACCAAGUGGACCAGGACGAGUCAGGCCGAGGCAACUAUGAGAAAUAAAGAAGGCUCCGAACACAAAUGUGGAACAUCCCAAAUAUUAAUAUAAGUUAGCAACACAUCAGGAUUUCAGGCCAGUUUGAGAAGUAAAAUGUCACUGCACCACCUAACCUGCUCCAACAGCCUCAGCUGCACCACUCCACCUUCCACCAGUGGAAAGUCAGCUGGCUGCAGUUGGGCUGCUGCUGGAUUUGUGCCAGCAGGAAAGUAGGGCCCAGAAUCUUGAAAUAGAAACAGAUAUUUAGAGUCUGAUAGUGUGAAGAGCUGAUAAUGACAGGUUUGAAACCCUUGUGUGAAUCAUUAUCUGCUGUACGCUGACAAUAAAUAAGAAGCUGAGCAUUGA